Messenger RNA from Thecamonas trahens ATCC 50062, 1061 nucleotides. RefSeq lists its product as uncharacterized. The transcript has a single exon. Bases 1 to 1032 code for a protein of 343 amino acids. The record is from RefSeq and is a predicted model, not a curated record. NCBI's taxonomy places the organism in Eukaryota, Apusomonadida, Apusomonadidae.
AUGGUGGUGGACGCAAACGAUGUCGAUGCUGUGGCGGAUGCUGUUGAGCACAUGACUGCCAUCCGAGACACUGCUGCUGCUGCUGGAGACUACGACGCCGCAGCCGAGGCUCAUGAGCUCGCCGAAGAGCUCUCCGCCAGAGAGGCCGAGCUGAAGUGUGUCGAUCUCUCGGCACUGCACGCUCGCGAGAUGGCCGAGCUGAUGGCGGCCAACGAUGCACUGUUUAGUGAGUUUGUGGCCGGCUGGGAUGAGAAGCUCGAUGCCUUUGCAGGCUCGGCCUCGGAUGCGCUCGACGCGCUCCGCAAAGCCCACGCCGAAGAGGAGCAGGCCUGGUGGGAUGCCCGCGAGGCCGAAGCUGGCGCAAACAAGCUCUCGGUUCGCGCCUCGGCCCUUUUGCUGCAGAAGCGCAAGAUGGAGGAGCAGGCCGUCGCUGCGCAUCUCUACCAGCGCGCCAAGCAGCUCCAGGCCGAGAUCCGCGCCAUCGAGGAGAAGGAGGCCGCCGCCGCAGAGCACAACCGCAACGUCAAACUCACCCGAGGCGUCGAGCGCCUCCACGCCCGCCACGCCACCGAAGAGGCUGCGCUCCUUACCCGCAUCAACUCCAAGCGAGACGAGGGCAAGCGUCGGCGCCAGUCCGAGUACGAUGCCCUCCUCGCCCGCUUUCACAACGCAGUCACCACCCUUGAAGCCAAGCACAAGGCGCAGCUGCGGGCCAGCACUGCCUCGGGGCCGCCGGCGACCGCUUCGGGCACCAGAUCUGGCAGUACUGCUCAUCCCAAGGUGGAACUGACGGCCACCGGCUGGAACCCGAUCAUUUCGCUCCCGCACCGGCCGUCGAACUCGCCCUGUGGGUCCACCCGUCGUGGGCGUAGCCGCGGCCGUGGUCGUGGCCGUGGAGCUCGACGCAGUGUAGGCGCUGCCGGCAAGACCAAGACCAAGGCCAAGACGCCGCGCCGUGGGCCGCGGCCGCCUGAUGCCAAGGUGCGCGGAAGAAGACGCCGCGGGAGCUCGGUGCGAUCCAAGACGACUUGAGGAAAGAGCAGCAGCGUUUAACCCUAAAG